AUGGUCAAGAUAGAACCACACAAUCUCGACAGUUUCUUCCACUCUUUACAUUCCACACAAAUUCACAUUCCCAUUUUCCAACGAAAAUUCUGUUGGCUUCCGAAAUAUGUAAAAACAUUGUGGAAUAAUAUUUGUGAAAGCACCGCCUUGAAUGGUCAUCACAUUGGAAAGAUCUUUCUUCAGCAACAACAACACAAAAGUACUGGUUCGGUUGGAUCGUCCUCAGCAUUGUCUGCUUCCCUCUACUGUAUUGAUGGACAACAAAGACUUACCACACUCAUGACCGCCAUAUGUGCCAUGAGGGAUGUGAUUCUCGAAGAAGGAAAUAAUGAUCCAUCUAGACAACACCUUUUUAAUGAAAUGAUUGACAAACUUCACAGAAUAUUAUUUGUGAAUAUGGACGAAUGCACACCAAUGAAAAUGGAUCAAUUUCUUGAUACAUUAAUGAUCAUCCACAGAUCUCCACGAUUUCCCUUAAAGAAAAUUGAGCGUUUACAAACAUUUCACAUGAAACAUUUACUUCAACAUGUACGGUUCGUUACAGUUGAAUAUCAACAACAUGAAAUGAAUGCACAGGAACGAUUUAAGGAUCUCUAUCACACUGGAAAAGCAAAUCAAAUAUUGUUUUUCAUCAAAACACCUGGAAUUGAUUUGGCACAAUCAGAUUUAAUCAAAAACCAUGUCUUGUCUCUGUUCAAAACAGAAGAGAAACAAUUUGAAAUGUAUGAAAAGUAUUGGUUACCAAUGGAACGACGUUUUUGUACAUUUGAAAACAUAUCUUUAAAAGAUGGAAAUGUAUUGGCCAACAAGAAUACGACUCUGGCCACAUUGGAAACCUUACAAAGUCGAGAACUGGACAUCUUUAUGGAAUGGUUUGUUUUCCAUGUGAAACACACCAACCACACAGAUGAGAAUGAAAUCACUUUCCACGAAAAACACAAGAAAUUUCAAGAACAAAAAGAACAAUCUCAACAAUUACCUUUACUACACCAAUUAGGAAUGUAUUCCUCUGGAACAGAACCAAGUGUGUUCAAUGAGUUUAUUGCAACAUUAUUUCCAGCUGGAACAAUGAUGACUGUGAGUGAGGGUGGUGGUGUUGACGAGUGGUACGUGGAGACCAUUCUUCAAAGGAUGGUUGGAUCUUUGGAAAGUUUUUUCAGAGUAUGA
This is a messenger RNA of Naegleria lovaniensis, 1167 nucleotides long. RefSeq lists its product as uncharacterized. NCBI's taxonomy places the organism in Eukaryota, Heterolobosea, Eutetramitea, Acrasida, Naegleriidae. The transcript has 2 exons. The coding region runs from base 1 to 1167 and encodes 388 amino acids. The record is from RefSeq and is a predicted model, not a curated record.